UUGUGACUCGUGUAAAAUAAACUUAGCGUGUGUUGAAAAUGCACGAGUUAUUGUCAGCGACACGCGCUGUUUGUACGGGGUGUGGGUGUGUUAUAAAAUAAUAACGUGAGUGUUACGACGUUUAACGUUACGCGUUUCGUUAGCUGUUCAGCGCAGCAUUCUGAAAUUACUGAAAUGGAGGGUAGCGAAACUCGUGUCGAUUUUUUCCCGACCGCCUCUUGUUUAAUUUCGACUAUGUUCAUCCCUUUAUCGCGAGAUAUUGAUGUUGGGAUUUACACGGGGAGAGAAUCGCUGAAAUUAGUCACGUUUUAAGAAGUUUUGUUUGUUUGAAUCGAAGUGAACCGAUGCUCCACUCGGUUCAGUUUUAAGCGAAUUGUUCACGCGUGUUUUCCUUACGACCGUCAAGAGGACAGACGCGAUUAUCGUGACACUUAAUUUAAAAAAAAAAAUUCGCACGUGCGUUAUUCGUAUCUGAAAUGUAAUCAAUUUAAUUAAGCAACAAAGUUAAAUAAAAAAAUAAGUUUUGAGUAUAGUUAAAAUUUCACAGUUCAUCAGUUCAUUUAAAUGUAAAUAAAGUAGAGGUCGUAAUAUAUAUUAACAUAUAAUCUUUAACAUAUAAUUUAUGAUGUAAUGCAACAUUCUUGGUUGUUUUUAUGUCAUCCCAAUUAUGGGAUUUCAUUGUUUGUUUACUUCAUUGUUUUUUCCUGAAUCUGUGCAUGUACUGUAAAUCUUUUUAAAUAUAAUGUGAAGAUAUUGGAGUUUCACGCACAACUUUGAUGUCGUUUCUUGUUCAUGUUUUGGAUGGAAUUCUUGUUUAUAGUGCGUUUAAAACAUAUUGCUUUCAUUUAUGCAUAAACAAUACCAAAUGGUGCACUUGGUGGAUAAUAAAUACUUUCAAGGAAGCAUUUCCGUCUUUAAUUUAUAGUUUAAAGUUUAGUUUGUGGUCUGAUUCGCGUGUUUCACUGUCAUAGUAAUCGCGCUGCAUUGCAGACAUCGAAACUCAGGCCAUUUCUAUCGACCUCCCCACUGUCGCUCGCUGCCGGGCUCGCUGAAAAAUCCAUCACCAUAGCAACCGCUCGUCUCUGCCCCGUUCUAUAAAUAUUCUCCUUCACGCUAGUCUAGCGUGUUUCUGCUAGCUCGAGCCGUUCCGGCAGGCCAGAUUUCUAGAGGGAUUUUAUUUACAUUCGGUACCUUCAGCAAACAUUUUCCUUUAGAAGGUGCUCUAUAAUGAUCUUUAACCAAAAAAACAUGGACUAACCAUCCUCACUUCAAGCAACCCAGACGCUCCCUAACAGUUUGAGAUGGAAUUACUCCUUCCAGGUUUUAUGGAUAAGUCACCUUGUUCGUACUAAAGAUGUGAACCUCCAGUUCUUUACCCCAGCUCGUCUUGGAAUGUCUCAAAAGCCUUGGUCUGAUAUAAAUCUGAUGUAAAAUAAAGGCCUCAAGGUCAGAUUAAGGGAUCAGUAAUGACGGAUGAGCUGAACAGGUUAUCAUCUGACCGGGAGGAGACGGAUCGCCGUGACUCUGUGCCCACCGGAGCAGAUGGGGUCACUGCCGUCGUGGAACACACGAUGGAGAACGACUUGCCCAGCAUUGUGACGUUUGAGCUGAUUCCUGAUUGGCUGAAGCCAAUGGAGGAGGAAGAUGAUGCUGUUGAGGGUGACAAGACCAUGGAGCGAAGCUCCAAGAAGACCAUUCCUAACAUUCUUAAAAAGAAGCGUGGAAGAGGUCGACCUCCUCUCCCCAAAACUGUUCGCGCACGACUCAACAUGAUAAAAGCGCAAGGCAGCGCUGUACAAAAGAUGAGUGUGGAUACCAUCAACGACAGCAAACGUUCAACUGCCAGAAUUGCCAAGAGGCGGAUGUCCACACCAAUCAGACCACAGCACACUCCCACCUUGCCUACAGGGUCCAUCACCAUCUUCUCUUCUCCAGUAUUUUGUAGUCCUCCGCGCCUCACAAGAGUCUCCCCGCUCAAUGUCGACGGGACUCAGAUACCCUGUCACUCUCCAUCUUUACAGCUGAGCAGCGAUUCCCAACAGAUAAGCCCUGCCACAGCGGGGAAUAAUGGCACUGAGAUGCCCCUUCAUAUCUGGCAGGGCCCUCCUCUGCAACCCAUCAGCCCUCCAAAGACUCCAGAAGCAUUCGUAGAUCAGACCGUGACCAUAGGGUCGCCGGAUUCUCCGGAUGACGAUCUUAAUGAAAGUGAGCCAGAAAAAGAAGAAAUCUUGCUUCUGAUGAGGGACUGCGUUGGCUGUGGAGGCCCAUUUCCAGCGGAGAAAGUUGGGGACACAUUGUGUCACAAAUGCAAACCAGUGGAAAAGAAACACUCACCUCCAAACAUUGUAUUUAGGAAGGUGGGGCAAGAUCAGUGGGAGGUGGGGAAAACAAAACCUCCAAAAAAACUGAAAGCGACUCCCAAAUACAAGAAAGUGAUCAAAAAGGAUUUAGUCCCUGAUGUUGGGGGUGAUGACGAGGAUGAGGAUGAUGAAUGCAACUGGAUGUCUAGGAAACGCUCAAAGAAUCGGCGGAUGUGUCGUAGUUGUGACGCGUGUCUGAGAGGCACCGACUGCGGCGUGUGUGACUUCUGCAUGGACAAGCCCAAGUUUGGUGGCAGUAACAAGAAAAGACAAAAGUGUCGUCUGCGUCAGUGCCAGUUUCAGUCCAGGCUUCACCAUCAGGUCCCAAGGGUAUUACGAAGUCCACGAAGAAGAAAUAUUAUCAAAAAGAAGUUAAAACCAGGGCAACCCAAAAGACGACGAACCACAAAGAACCCCUGGGACGUUGACGGUGAAGAUUACGGCAGCGAUAACGAAUAUGAGACGAAACUGAAACAUUUCAAAACCAAAGGCACCAGGAAAAGACAAAGGAAGAAAUGGAAUUACAGUUUCAAGGAGGAGGAAGAGGAAGAGAUGUUUAUUGAAGCAGUGGUGGAUGAAGAUGAACCAGAUGAGUCUGAUUCUCUCUCAUUGGUUCGGAAUGAGCCUAUGAAACUUGUGAUGGACAAUAACGGUGCGUUUAAUGUCACCCAGCCACCUCAGUCUCGGGAGAUCUAUUAUACCUUGCCUGGUGUCCCGGAGGCGUCUCGUAUGCUCAGCCCUGUUACUCUGUGUAACAGCAAUCCAGAGGCGCCGAUUGAGGCCGGCGGAGUGGCCGGUCCUCUGCCUGUGGGCAUCACUCAAAAUGAUAUUCUGCAGAUUGAGAUGGUGAGAGUCGGGUCACCGGUGUCGGAAUUCAUUGAACCUCAGAACACGGCGCAACCUGAACAACAAGAAAUUACACCUGAACACACGCCAGUGAUAACUCAAAUCUUUAGUCUGGCGAUCGGCACAGAGUGUGACUUUGAAAGAGACCCGGGCCUGAUGGACCUCUUCCACUCUCUACGUCAGACCGUGCUGCCCGCUCACUGGGUGGGUGUCAUGGCCAAAGGGCCCAUUCUCCAGCUCCUGCAGUGCUCCAAACUCUCAACCAUGGCCGACACGGUCAUCCAGAUCGAGAAGGGCUUCUUCUACCAGGUCAGCGUUCAGAACCAGCCUCUCCUCCUAAUGCACUCCGUCUACAUGCAUCACCCCACCUGCCUGACCUCCGUCGGUGACGUGGUGUCGCUCUUGCUUGACUUGGAGGGAAUGAGCGUGUGUCAGGGUCACCAGAACUUCAACCUCGGGACCCCCUGGGAGCCCAGGAUGUGUGUGCGAGCGGCUCUUUGUGAUUUGCUUAUACCCAAGGAUGAGGAACAGUGCGAGAAGUGUGCUCAUCCUGAAGAGGUGUGAGAGACGGACAGUUUUCUUCCACAAUUUUGAAGAAUCUGGAGACGUUCGAAAGAAUCUUCCAUCAGUCUUUACGUUUAUUUAAAGAUUGUAACCCUUCUGUUAUAGUGAGGCAGAUGUCUAGGGCCCUUAAUGCAAACCUCAAAUUGAAUCAACAUUCAGAAUGGUGCUUUUCUUAGUUUUACUGUGGCUUAAAAGAUCUAUGGAGCAAACUGAGCUUUAUCGCAUUACAUGGAGUAAUUUGGUUUUCGUUGUAACUACCUCUGGAUGAUUUCACGGACCAACAUUAACCUUGAACCUCCCGGGUGCAGAUAUUCAGAUUCAAUGAAACGAAACUGUUUGAUGAAAUGUAGUGGAUGUAGUUCAAUAAAAAUGCUGUUUUGUACUGUAUGUAACACUGGCUUUACCGAAGUAAUUUUGGGCUUGGACUUUCAAACCUAACACUGCGUAGACUGUUCGAAGACAACCAAAAUGUUUAUCCUCUUAGAAACUGUCCAUGUCUUCUUUUAAUCAUACCUCAGGCUGUAUUAUUUCCAUUUCUGAUUGUUUGUCUCUAGCUGGGUGCCUUUGUGUAUAGAAAAAGUUCUCGAAUGCAUAAAACUGAAGAUGUCCUCUGGACUUUUCUUGGCCUGAUGAUCAUCGCACACCUGUGCUGUUCUGACUGAAUUGUGUUACGGAUGAUAAACUACAAAUUCUCACGCCGGCAAACUGCAUUAGUUCAGAGUUUUGUGUGUUUGUGCUGUUGUCUGUAAUAAUCUCAGGCUAGCCAGCAGUAAACUUGAAAAAUAGCAAAAGUUACAUUUCGACACUUUGAUUACGUUUAAACGCUUUUGUGUUAAUUUAAUCGUUCCAAAAUUGUGAAAUCGAAUUAUCCUUUUUUUCAUUCGUUUUCUGAUGAUUUGCAUUAUUAUUGACAUAAAUGCAAGUGUGUCCCCCCAGACAUAGGAAUAAAUGCAUGUUUGUCUGAAAUUAUUUAUAAAUAUAGUUUGGAAGCUGGAGAUGUUCGAAGCAUCUCUGUUGUAAAUCUUGACCUUGCACCAAGUUUUAGAACAUAUUGUAAAGGUAUAUUUUUUAUGAAGGGUGGUGAAAUUGUAUUAAAGUUUUUUUUCUAUUGCAAA
Molecule: messenger RNA, 4885 nt
Organism: Triplophysa dalaica
Lineage: Eukaryota; Metazoa; Chordata; Actinopteri; Cypriniformes; Nemacheilidae
Gene: mbd1a
Product: methyl-CpG binding domain protein 1a
Exons: 15
Coding region: 1467-3770 (767 amino acids)
Molecular function (GO): DNA binding; zinc ion binding
Source: RefSeq, a predicted model, not a curated record